GGGUGUUGGAAGAUAUCUCAUCUGCUCCUGACACACUCACACACUCACACACACAGACUCACACACACUCGUCUGAAGGAUCCUCAGCAUCGGACCGGAUCCCACUGCUCUCCUGGACUCACACACUGAAGAUUCAGGACGUUUCCGGGCCAAAGAAGAGACAGAGAGACGGAGGGAGAAGAGUUUAUCAGCUUUAUCCUGAAGUUUCUCUUUGUCCUGUAGAGACACUGACCCCAGACCUGUUAACAAAAGGAGUCUGUGAUCUGCAAUGUUGCCCCACACAACCCGCCGGGUCACUCUGCUAAUGAUGGUCGUAUCCUGCCUGCUGAUUGGCUGGGGAACCUGUCAAUCAAACUCAUCCAACAGCUCUCAUCUCUCUGAUGAGCACGAGUCCCCGGGGUGGAACCGCGUGACCUCUGACCCCAGAUCUGCCCGGGGCCGUCCACCGGCGUGUCUGAGGAGGACGUCUAUCGAGGGAUUGUUCAAGUACGUGAACACGGUGCUGUCGUGUGUGAUCUUCGCGGUGGGAAUUCUGGGAAACGCGACGCUUCUGAGGAUCAUCUACCAGAACAAGACCAUGAGGAACGGGCCGAACGCCCUGAUCGCCAGCCUGGCCCUCGGGGACCUCGUCUACAUCGCCAUCGACAUCCCCAUCAACCUCUACAAGCUGCUGGCGAUGCGGUGGCCCUUCGACGACAGUGUGUUCGGCCUGUUCCUGUGUAAACUAAUGCCGUUCCUGCAGAAAACAUCAGUGGGAAUCACAGUUCUCAAUCUGUGCGCGCUCAGUGUGGACAGGUAUCGCGCGGUGGCGUCGUGGAGUCGCGUGCAGGGCGUCGGGAUCCCCGUGUUCACGGCGCUGGAGAUCGUGUGUAUCUGGACGCUGGCGGCGGUGCUGGCGGUCCCGGAGGCCAUCGGGUUCAAGAUGGUCAGUUUCGAAUAUAACAACAUCACCAUCAGAACCUGCAUGCUGAAGCCGGAGACGCCCUUCAUCACGUUCUACAGGGACGUGAAGGUCUGGUGGCUGUUUGGCUUCUACUUCUGUGUGCCGCUGGUGUGUACGGGCGUCUUCUACACACUGAUGACCUUUGAGAUGCUGAGCAACAGGAAGGGCAGUCUGAAGUUCUCACUGAGCGAACACCUCAAACAGAGGCGUGAGGUGGCUAAAGCGGUGUUCUCUCUGGUGUUGAUCUUCGCUCUCUGCUGGUUUCCGCUUCAUCUGAGUCGAAUCCUGAAGAAAACGGUUUAUUUCCAGAACGACGUCGGCCGCUGCGACCUGCUGAAUUUCCUGUUAGUGUUUGAUUACCUGAGUAUCAAUCUGGCCACCAUCAACUCCUGCAUCAAUCCCAUAAUCCUCUACUUCGUCAGCAAGAAGUUCAAGAACUGCUUCAGGUCGUGUUUGUGUUGCUGGUGUUAUCCGAGUGGCUCGUUGUUAAGCAGUGUCGUGCCUCUGAACGGGACCAGUUUCCAGUACAAGAACCCGGAUCACAACGGCUUAUCGGACCGAACCGCACUGCGCAAGGACAGCUACAACUGACACACACACACACACACAAACACAAACUCUCACACUAUUUCACCUAAAGUCAUCCAGCGUGAGGAUGAAAUAUGAAUAUAGGGCCUAUAUUUAUGUAAAUAAUGCGACUGCACUGAUUAACUGUGCCUAUUAUGACAAAGUGCAUAUUUUUAGAUUUUGUAAAAAAUCAUUUUCAUUGUUUUGUUUUGUCAAUAAACUUAGA
Molecule: messenger RNA, 1736 nt
Organism: Pimephales promelas (fathead minnow)
Lineage: Eukaryota; Metazoa; Chordata; Actinopteri; Cypriniformes; Leuciscidae
Gene: ednrab
Product: endothelin receptor type Ab
Biological process (GO): developmental pigmentation; enteric nervous system development; regulation of blood pressure
Cellular component (GO): plasma membrane
Molecular function (GO): endothelin receptor activity
Source: RefSeq, a predicted model, not a curated record